AUGAUGGAAAUAGUCAAUGGCUUCACGUACCUGGGUCAUAUUGCGACAGAAGACCUCAAGGAUGAGGAAGAUAUAGAGAGGGAGCGCAGUUCACCAUACUGCUGGGACAAUUUCUAUGCUAUCAUGUGUAAAAUGUCCACACCAAUAGUACGAAGAGUGAGGGGUAGCAGCAACCAGAUCCUGAAGAUGAUAGCAGACAAGAUGGAUGCAGCACUGUUCUGGAGGGGAUCUUCCGGCGUCGGAGGUGUCCUUAAUCAUGCCGCGGUAUCCCUAGGCAUGCCGCAGUGUCGCGACAUGGUGCUCGCGCCUGACUUCUCUUCAGCUCUCUACUCCCCUCGCAUUGCAUACCCAUACAGUCGCACUCGGCGUCCCAAAAGCGUCCUAAAGGAGGCCAAAGCAAGGCUGUUGAAACAUUACGAGGGCGGCCGGUUCUGCAUCCCUGACCAUGUGCCGCAGCUUUUAUUUAUAGUCAAAUCCCAGUAUAUUGCGACCCGUGUAGUGGAAGGAUCACCAACUACAAUAACACUGUACCCCAUAGUGGCCCAAUUUCUUUUGGACCCGUGGGGCGAUCACCAGUUUACACAGCAUUGCGCUGGUGUGAUCCUAACUUCUCGCCACAUCAUCUCCACCGCACAUUGCUUCCAGUAUAAUUAUAAUACAAUGAAAAACUACACGAAUCCAAAGUACUGGAGAAUCCGGGUGGGUUCGUCCUAUCGCUCUUCGGGAGGUGCCAUAUACAGCCUUAAGAAAAUCAUAACACAUCCAGAUUUUGACAGAUUUUAUUACACCAAUGAUGUAGCUGUUGUAGUUGUGACUAAGAAGUUUGCCUUUAGCAACAGUGUUGCGCAAGGCACGAUAGCAAAAUACAACAGUGAACUCAGAGAUGGUGUAUUGUGUACGCUGAUUGGAUGGGGAUCUAUGGAGAGUACAGGUCCACAAUCCGAGCAACUACAGCAAACCAUGAUGUUCACUAUCAACCAAGACGAGUGUCGACAACGAUAUAAAAGACUUGGCACUGCCAUUGUUGAUUCUAUGUUAUGCGCCGGAAAGUUAGAUAUUGGAGGAGCUGAUGGUUGUUUUGGAGAUUCUGGAGGACCCCUCAUUUACAAAAGAGUGGUCGUCGGUUUGGUUUCGUUCGGCUUCAACUGCGGUCAUCGGUAUUAUCCUGGUGUUUAUACAAAAAUUGGACACUUUACAAAUUGGAUUGUGAACACUAUUGAUAAUAAUAAAUAGAAAAAUUGUAGGAUACCUA
This is a messenger RNA of Hyposmocoma kahamanoa, 1252 nucleotides long. Its product is annotated as trypsin, alkaline A-like. Lineage: Eukaryota; Metazoa; Arthropoda; Insecta; Lepidoptera; Cosmopterigidae. Bases 1 to 1233 code for a protein of 410 amino acids. The transcript has 7 exons. Gene Ontology annotation, molecular function: serine-type endopeptidase activity. The record is from RefSeq and is a predicted model, not a curated record. Gene Ontology annotation, biological process: proteolysis.